AUGGGUGCCGCGCUUGGCCGCAGCAAGCAGCGCAGGGAUUUGGAGGCGCAGCUGGGCUUCACCGAGCAGAGGAACCGGGAAGCCUGGCUCCAGGAGCAGCGCUUGCUGGCGGAUCUUGAUGCCCGAACCAGGUGCCCGCACCUGCUGGUGCAGAUCAGAAGCCUGGGCAUUGUGGAGAUUUGUGGCAAGAACCAUGGAGGCAUCUUCGAGCGGCUGGGCGAUUGGUUGAGGAACAGCUGGGGCCUGGUGGAGCACUCCAGCGAUAUCCGGCCCGACGUCUACGUGCCGUGCAACCCCUUCGAGGCGGCAAAGUUGCGGCUGAGUGUGCGCCCGGUCUACGAGUGGGGUCGUCUUUGUGACAGGAGCUUCGCAGUGGGACCCACCACCCCCCAGGGCCAGGUGCUGGGCGCGCAGCGGCUGAUGAAGACCCGCGGCAGCGACGGGGAGUCCAACCUCGGCAAGCUCACCAUGUCCCUGGUGAACUUCAUGACCAACACCUGCGGCUGGGGCCUGAAGCUCAUCGACGGCUGCAACCUCGGCAGGAGCGGCCAGAUCCGUGAGAUGCAGAUCAAGUUCACCGCGCCCCAUCCGCUGAAUCUCACGGCCCCGCACCUCAUGAUCGACUUGAGGCAGUUGGGCUUCGUGGAAGUCUAUGGGCCGAACACCCAGAACGUCUACGGUCAACUGGAUCAGUGGCUUGCCAACAACUGGAAGGGUCGUGCCGUGCCUGCAGAUCCUGCGUUCUGCGACCGCAAGUACCAGGUCAGCGCCUUCAAGAAACGGGGCUCGGAGGGGGAGAACAACAUGGGCCUUUGCGCCAUGAAGUUGGUGGAUUUCCUCAACAAGGGCUGUCAUUGGAAGAUGGUCGCCUGCACCGCGAGCAACUUUGGCCGACUCGGCGACAAGAGGGAGCAGCAGAUCGUGCUGCGAUAUGAUGACUUCAAGCAUCAGGACUGCGACCACUUGUUGGUGGAGCUCCGGGACGUGGGCUAUGUGGAGGUCAGCGGCCUGGAGGAGGCGGGGGAGGCGGCGCGGACGCUGCACCAGUUCAUCACCCACGAAUGGCGAUGCUCCGAGUAUCGCAACAACAUCUUCGAGGCCUUCAGCAGCAAGUACUGCGACCGGAAGUACCGGACACCGCCGAACUUUUAUCUGCGGCAGGGCCUGCAGAACAACCUGGGCCGCCGGCUUCUGGAGCUCGCCAGCUUCAUGAGCUGCCGAGGCUGGCAGCUUGCUGCCUGCAAUGGCGGCAACCUCACCCUGCCAAAACAAAAGAAGGGCGGGGCCACCGGCCUGGUGCGGGAGAACCAGAUCAAGUUUGUGGGCUCGAAGCGGGAUGCGGUCCCGCGGCCUCUGCUCCUGGUGGAGUUUCGCACAGUGCCCUUCAUCGACGCCAAGGGCCGGAGCUUCUUCCAGUCCUUGAUUGAGAUAACGGGGCAGAACACGAAUGAUGUCUUUGGCAAGCUGUCAGCAUUUGUACAGACUCACAUGCAGAGCCGGUUGCUAUCGACAGGAACACCAUUUUGCGAUUUAUGUUUUACCACUGACGCCUUUCAAAUGAAGGAGGCGGCGCUGGAUUGCAAGGAAGGCCGAUUCCUUGGGGAGAGCAAUUUUGGCAAGUACGCCAUGCGCCUUUGCGACUUUAUGGUGGACUACCUGGGUGAGUGGGACCUUCUGGUUUGCAACAACAAUUGCAUGACGCUGCCUCUGAAGCAGCCUUCACUGGCGCGGGAGGCGCAGAUGGUCUUCCGCUUCCGCGAUGGCGGACGGGACGUGUUCCUCUCCAGUGGCCAGGCGCGGCUCCUGGGGAGGCCGCCGUUUCGGGCGCCCGGGUACUGGGCGGACCCGGCGGCGAGGGCCGGGCUGGUGCCGCAACUGGUGGCGCCCGCCUCGCAGAAGGAGCUGGUGAUGCUCCAAGAAGUGAUGGACGGCACCUACAAGGCCAAGGCCACCCGUGAUCGGAUGGGGAAGCCCAUCCCUAAGCGCUUCACAGUGGUCGCGGCCCUUCGCUCUGAGACCCCGGAGCUUUGGGACCGCUACGCGCGGCGCAGAGAGCUCGUGGAGCAGCGCUUGCAGGGCGAGGUGCUGGAGGUGACGGCUCUGACCCUGGAAGCCUCUCUGGGUCUCACCUUGCGCUGCAUCCACGAGGACCGCGGGAAUGCCAGCAACGAGGCAUAUUUGCUGCACGGGAGCAAUCCCACCUCUGCGAUGUCCAUCCUGGGCACGUCCUUCAAGAUGGACUUGGCCGGGAAGAAUGCUGGCAGCAUGUUCGGGCCUGGUAUUUACCUUGCGGAGUCGUCCGUCAAGGCCGACGAGUACGCCCAGGACGACACCAGCGGCUCCUAUGCAGGCCUCUUUGCGGUGCUGCUCUGCCGUGCUGUGGUGGGCCGCGCAUUGCAAGUCGUGGACCCUGGUGACUACGGACCCUUGGUGACCUCCGGCGACUUUGACUGCGUCGUGGGAGACCGGGAGAAGGCUGUGGGAACGUUCCGGGAGUUUGUGUUCUUCCAUGAGGAGGCAAUCUACCCGGAGUUCGCGGUCUUCUACCGCCGGGAGAUGUAG
Effrenium voratum is the source of this 2562-nucleotide messenger RNA. The record is from the annotation of a GenBank genome assembly. NCBI's taxonomy places the organism in Eukaryota, Dinophyceae, Suessiales, Symbiodiniaceae.